Phasianus colchicus (ring-necked pheasant) is the source of this 6842-nucleotide messenger RNA. It is a transcript of the gene CARMIL2, whose product is annotated as capping protein regulator and myosin 1 linker 2. Gene Ontology annotation, cellular component: plasma membrane; lamellipodium. The record is from RefSeq and is a predicted model, not a curated record. Gene Ontology annotation, biological process: regulation of Arp2/3 complex-mediated actin nucleation; cell migration. Lineage: Eukaryota; Metazoa; Chordata; Aves; Galliformes; Phasianidae. Gene Ontology annotation, molecular function: protein binding.
GCUCUCAUUGUGGGUGUUCCUCCCCCCACCGAGCCCUGAGUGCAGGGUGGUGGAAUUAAAUCAUGAUGUGCUGUCAGCUGCGAGUGGUAGCGUGCAGAUAACUGGUGGUUGUGUAGGCAGUGUGCUCGGUUACCUUACAGCCCUGCUGUGCUCCAGGAGAGAGGGUGGCCAAGAGGACACUUACUUGAAAGGUGCUGGACUGGCUGCUCACUGAUUUGAUGGCUCUGGGGUGACCUUACAGCAGCCCAGCUGAGGGUGUGGUGUGGAUGGGAGCAGUACCUGUGAGCAUCCCCCUUCACAUAUCUGUCACCUCAUGCCUUGCUGGCUGACCUGGUUUCUGUGUGUGCUCACUAACCGUGCCUUGGUUUUGCAUUCAGUUUGAGCUGGGUCUCCUGGCUUGGGCACCUGAUCCCAAUUGCUGGGAGCUUCCACAUUCAGAGGGACUGAUUCCUCCUGUGUUACAGCUGAGGGUGUCAGACUGAGGGGUAAGAAGUAUCAACCAUGGCUUUCUCUUUUGCUCCUGUGGGAGAAAAACUAAUGACUGUUUCUACUCUUGUCCUCACAAAGCUUCUGGAGCAGGAAGAGCUGCAGCUAAGGAGAAGGCCAGGCUGCUGUUUAACAGAGCAGGACAUGGAAAACAUGGAAGAGAGAUCAAGAUAUUCAGUGAUGCUCUUAUCUUGCUGCUUGGUGACCUCCUGGAGCCCAAACCUAAUGGCAGCCUGAAAGACGCAUCUGAGGGUGCUGAGGAAACCAGUGUGAGGCCAUGGUCCAUCAGCUUUGAAACCUUCUAGUUGACCUGAGGAGGUCUGUGAUACCUGGAAGAAGAUCCUGUCUGUCUUCAAGAAGGGUAAGAAGGAAGAUUUGGGGACCAAUAGUCAGAUCACACUCAGUUUUGUUCCUGAGAGCCAGUAAGCCUGCUGUCCUGUAGUCCUGGAAAAGCCAUAGAUCCAGACAGGACCACCCUGGGCUGGGCAUGGCUGCUGCUCUUCCUUUUCCUGACAUGACGAGGCUCUCAGGAAGGCUUCUGAUACAAAGCUGCCAUGUGUUGUGGUUGGGCUCUGGAGACAGCCAUCCCCGCAGGGGUAUUGCUUCCUGCCUUCACUUUUAUGCUUAAGAUUCGUUUCAAAAAUGCUGCAACCUCAGGUGUCCACAGCACCACUCUGGUGGUGGCUGCUGAGCCAACGCUGGCAAACACUGGGUCUGAAGUUCUACAGCUCUGCUCCAUCCAGGAGUGCUUCUAUGAUGGAGUCUGUCUGGAGCCUUCCCUGGGAAAGCAGAGUGCCUGCUGCAUUGCUCAAACAGGCAAUCCUGCUUUUUGGGGCACCAGCCAUGGCUGGCCAGGGGGCACCGUAGUGUGAUGAACACCAGUGCCCGUCUACAUCAGCAGUCCCUCCAGGUGCCCAACACGAGCAGGAUGACUUCCCCAUGUUCUGAGCAGCUCUUCUCUCUCUCACCACUCACCUCCAUCCACCAAAGCAGAAAUAUGUUCCCCAAACCAGUCUCUCUGUAGGGCAAGAGGACACCGGCGAGCCUCCGAGCCUGAAGACGCUGUUCGUGGCCCCCUUGUAAGCUCAAAGAUGCUCUCAGGGUCUCGCGGGUGCUGCGUGGGCUGCAGGCUCCGUCGCUCUCAUCUCUCAUCUCUUGCUGGCUGGGUAAAUCUUGCCUGACGGGGCAGGAAGAGGCACCGAGUGCAGCGAGGGGGAGGAGGUGCUGCCAGUUGGUAACCUCAGUGCUUCCUCCCGACACCGAGCAGGGGCUGUGCUGGAGGAUGCUGCCCUGACCCCGCUGUGCUGCUCGCCCCGCCAUGGCCGUGUCCCCCGGAGGGAUCCCUGCUGAGCUGCAAGAGGGCAUCGCCGCCUCCCUGGGGGCAAAACAGAUCCUUCUGCUCAAGAGCGUGCAGCUGCAGGUGAAAUCCAAGUACGACGACUACGUUUUGGUGCUGACACCCUGGCGAGCCUACGUGCUGCUGGCCAUGCUGCCGGUCAGGGUGCACAGCAGCUUCAGCUUCCUGGAGGUGAGGGACAUCACUGUGCGAGAGCCCAGCGUGGUUGUCAUAGAAACAGAUACAUCCUCGUACGCCUUCCGGCUCAUGUCCUUCGAUGACUUGGAGCAAGUCGUUGUCCAUGUCACCAUGUCACUUAAGAAGGUCUUUCCAGACUCAUCCCCUGGGACGUUGCUCAAGAACUCACCCCCCAACCUGUACGAGAGGAUCCGGAUGGUCACGGACUCGCUGGAGGAGAUGCUGCAGAGCAACCAGGGGCCCUGUGGUGGCUUUUCGGAGACCUACGCUGCGUUAUGUGAUUACAAUGGCUUUGCCUUCCGUGAGGAGAUCCAGUGGGAUGUGGACAACAUCUACCACGGCCAAGACUGCCGGGAGUUCAGCCUGCUGGACUUCAGCCACCUGGAGAGCCGGGAUGUGGCGCUCAGCGUGGCCGCCUUGUCCUUCAACCUGUGGUUCACGAAGCUCUCCUGCAAGGACUUCAGGCUGAACCAGGAGAUCGCCGAGCAGCUGCUCUACAUGCUGAGCAAGUCGGUGAUGCUGGAGGAGCUGGUGUUGGAGAACAGUGGGCUGAGGGGUGACUUUGCUCAAAGGAUGGCCCAGGCACUCAGCAGACAUCCUGAGUCCGUCCUGCACACCAUCAACCUCGCUGGCAACCAGCUGGAAGACAGAGGGAUAAUUGCCUUCAGCCGGCUCUGUGAGGAGAGACCCAUUGGCCUGCAGAGCCUCAACUUGGCCAGGACAAUGCUCAGUGCUAAAGGGAUGAAUGCGCUGUGCCAGGCACUCACAGCCAACGAAGCCAUCAGCUCCUCUCUCCGGCACCUGGACCUCUCAGGGAACGCUGGCAGCCUGGCCAUGGAGGACACCAGUAGCUUGCAGAGCCUCCUGGGCCGGUGCAGCUCGCUCACACACCUCAGCCUGGCUGCCACUGACUGCUCUCUGGAUACUCUCUUUGGGGCACUGGUCCAUGGAUGCUGUGCCAGCCUGGUCCAUCUGGAUCUCUCCAAAAACGUGUACUCACACCGAAGGGUGAAAACCAUCUCUCCCAGUGUCAAGCAGUUCUUCAGUCAGGCCCGUGCACUCAGGCACAUCUCCAUGGCGGGGACCAAGCUGCCUCCAGAUGCUGUCAGGGCUAUGCUGCAAGGACUGGCGUACAACAGCCACAUCAGUGACCUGCACCUGGAUCUUAGCAGCUGUGAGCUGAGGUCGGCAGGAGCUCAGGUCAUCCAGGACCUCAUCCCCGAUGCCACUGCCAUCAGCGACCUGGAUCUGUCUGACAACGGCUUUGACUCUGAUAUGGUGACACUGGUGCUGUCCAUUGGCAGAAGCAAGUCCAUCCGGCACGUCUCUUUGGGGAAAAACUUCAACAUCAAAUCCAAGGAUGGGCUGGUGGACGUCCUGCACCGCAUCGUCCAGCUAACCCAGGAGGAUGACUGUCCCCUCCAGUCCCUGUCUGUGGCUGAAUCGCGCCUCAAGCUGGGCACCAACGUCCUGCUGAGCGCCCUGGGCAGCAACACCAGCCUGACCACACUGGACAUCAGCGGCAAUGCCAUGGGGGACACCGGUGCCAAGAUGUUGGCCAAGGCUCUGCAGAUCAAUACGAAGCUCAGGACCGUGGUGUGGGACAGGAACAACACCACUGCCCUUGGACUCCUGGAGGUGGCUCAGGCUUUGGAGAGGAACUACACCCUCAAAUCCAUGCCCCUGCCAAUGAAUGACGUGGCGCAGGCGUACCGGAGCAACCCUGAGAGGACAGAGGAGGCGGUGCACAAGCUCCAAUCCUGCUUGGCGAGGAACCAGACACGGCGUGCUCUGCCCACACAGACCUUCCGGCUGCAGCAGGGCAUCCUGACCUCCUCCUCCGAGCAGAUGGUGAAUGAGAUCUGCUUGAGUGUGCAGAAACAUGUUGACAUCCUGAGCUCCUGCCCGGGCAGGGAGAUGGAGGCAGACAUCCUCCGUGCUGAGGAAGCCAUCAGGAAUGCCAACCUGGCCGUCAGUAUCUUGCCCAUGUUGUACGAAGCAGGGAAUGCCCCGCACCAGAGCGGCAAGCUGCAGCACAAGCUGGAGUGCCUGGUGGAGGAAGCAUCACAGACCUGCAGCCGGGAAAUCCAGGCCAUCAUGCAGGCGGUGCUGGACGCGGCGCACAACCUGUGCCCACCCAUAGUGCAGAAGAGCGGGGCGAGGGACCAGCUGGUCAAUGCCAUGUCGGAGCGCAUCCACCUCCAGGAGCACCUCAACCUCAGUACCAUCCUGGACCAGAUGGUCACCGACGUCUUCAGCAAGCUGAAUGAGAUCAAGCUGUCCGUCACCGCUGCCGUGGCCGACUGCAUCGUGGAUGCUGUGCUGGGAGAUCUGAUGGCUGCCCAGUGCAAGCUGGCAGAGAGCCUCCCCACGCAUGGGCCGGAUCUCCUGGAGCCUGCUGAGGACGAUGCUGCUGCGCCGGCACGGGGCAGGAACCCCUCGGAGCAACCCGAGAGAGGCUUCACAACAGAGGAGUACAAGAUGGCUCUGCGGAGAAAAAACAAACACUUCAGGAGCAUUCGGCCCACGCUGACUGUGAGAAGUCUCUCGGAGCUGGAGCUGCCGGCAGCCGGGAAGGCUCGUCCCGCUCCCGCAAAGGAUGCUGAGCCCUCCGCCGGCGCGCAUCCCGGCACGCCGCCCGCCCAAACCCUCAUGGACCUGCCGACCGCCGGGGAGAGGCUGGAGCACUGCACCAAAGCCAGGCCCAGGCCCAACCGCCGGCACAAGCAGCCGCCCAGCAAGCCCACCGUGCAGCCUGUGGCCCACGAGAACAGUGAGGACAGGAGCAUCACCCGCGUGGAUGAGGGCCUGGAGGACUUCUUCACCAAGAGGCUCAUCACCGAGGAGCUGCCCAGCCCCACAGUGCUGGAGAGCGGCCCAGGCUCAGCCCCUCUGGCAUCCUCCAGCUCUCGCACCCUCAAGAAGAAAAUCGGGAAUUUUUUUGCUUUCAAGAAGCCCAAAUCCAGCCGGAGCUCACGCUGUGAGAAGGAGCCCGAGGGCGGUGCGGCGGCCCCCAGGAGCAGGCGGUCGAUGCUCAGUGACAUUUUACGGGCUCCCAGCAAGGCGGGCGAGCCGGGCAAGGCUCUGAGCAAAUCUGAGGAGGGGGCACUCAGCACCGAGCCUGAGCACAGCCAGACCCCUGAGGCUGCCCGCAGGAUCAGGCCCAAGUACUCAAGGGAGGGCAAAUCCCAGUCCCUCAUCCUACUGCCUGGGGAGGAUGAGGAGGCACUGGGGGUCAGGCAGGACAAGAAGAGACACCUGGAGAAGAGCGACGGGGAGCUGCCCAACUCCUUCGAGCAGCGUGUCCACAUCAUGCUGCACCGCAUGGGUGUCACCAAGGGCCUGGUCACCGAGAGCAAGAAGCAGCAGAGCAAAGACAGCGAGAUCAAGAAGGCUGGUUCAGAUGGGGACAUCGUGGACAGCUCUGCAGACUCCCCGCCGUCCCUGAAGGCUCGCACGCACUCUGUGUCCACAGAUGCAUCCCUGCGGGGUCCAUCGGAGCCCAGCCCGGCCUGGAAGGCGUUGGGGCGGCAGCUGAACGCCGAGCUGACGGUGCUGGGCCGUGAGCAGCUCCGGCGUUGCUCAGCCGGCCCCGAGCAGAGCGGGCAGCCGCCGUGCCGUGAGGCCUGGAGCAGCAGCCUGCCACGGCCGGGCAGGAGCCCCAUUGGGGAGCCAACCGCCGGCACCGCGCUGCCCCCAUCGCCCUGCUCUGCUGCUGAAGACAACCGGCUGACGCCGCGGCUGGCUGUGCUCGGGGCCCGCCGGGCCGUCUCGGUCCACGAGGAGCAGCUCAGGGAGCCGGAGUGCCUGGCGGAGCUGGGAACUGCCACCAUCCCCCUCCGUCUGCAGCGGUCGCCUGUGCUGAAACGGAGACCGGAGGCGAGCGGUGAGCCGAGGCUGGUGGCAGCAGGAGGCGCCGCAGCGCAGGACCGGCCGCAGGCUGCGCUGGAUGAGACGCGGACAGCAGGCAGCGCGUUGCACGGGGAGCGGCCGCCAGCCGCAGCACAGACUGUUGUGUAUGCACAAGACUCAGCCGUAGACCAAAGAAGCCCUGUGCAGGGCCUGGGGGAGCCGGCCCUGGGACAGUGAGCCCCUGCAUGCCGCCGCGCUGUUCCCAAUAAAACCCUGCAAGCGAGCACACGGUGAUGGGGUGAUUAGCGAUGGGGACGUAGGGCCGCUCCGUGCCCUGCUCCCCGCGUCUGGGCAGCCUCACCAUCUCCUCCAGAAGGAAGCGGUCCGAGGGCAUCGGCGCAGAAGGACUGGGGCUGUCGGGCUGGACUCCAGCGGGGCACGGAGCUGCAGCCCCAGAGCCCCCAUGAAGGGCGGAGGAGCACAGAGCACCAUCCCCAUCUCUGGACCAUGGGCACACGCUGCUGUGCUGCAGGUGGUGGCAGGGAACGCUGGCACGGUUAGGAACCUGCCCCUCCAGCACCCCGAGGCCCACGGAUCUCGCAGCAUGACCUCCAACCAUCACCUUUCCAACCACUGCCCUGCCGCCACCAGCAUCACCCCAAACCCCACGUUGGCUUUCUCCUGUGGCAACCGCGAGCAGAUCCAUCUCCCCUCCACCUCUGGACCAAAUGCAUUCCCUGCACUGAUGUUUACGACACAGAAGCAAGAUGCUUGGUUGGUUUUUUUUGUUUGUUUGUUUGUUCCCCUCCCCCGUCCCCCCUGCCUUUUCUUUUUUUUUUUUUUUUUAAUACAAGAGCUGUGUAUUUAAAAAAUAUAUGACUUUUAAUUUUAACAAUGCAAACCUUGCUGGAUAUUUUGUAAGAAAGAGUGUGGAACUCAACGAAACCGAGUCAAUAAAUGCCCAAAUGCU